Ylistrum balloti is the source of this 1548-nucleotide messenger RNA. Its product is annotated as stabilizer of axonemal microtubules 1-like. The transcript is spliced from 9 exons. The coding region runs from base 1 to 1548 and encodes 515 amino acids. The record is from RefSeq and is a predicted model, not a curated record. Lineage: Eukaryota; Metazoa; Mollusca; Bivalvia; Pectinida; Pectinidae. Gene Ontology annotation, biological process: microtubule anchoring. Gene Ontology annotation, molecular function: microtubule binding. Gene Ontology annotation, cellular component: axonemal microtubule; cytoskeleton; centriole.
AUGUCUGUCGCUACGGCAGUAGCGUCGUCGAAAAGGCCACAAAAAGCAAGAAAUCGAAGUCAGAUCCCGGCAUGGGACGCGCGACGUUCGGGGCUUAAGCUUACUCAGACCCAGAGUGACGGGAGAUCCGAGUACCAGGCUUCGUACACGAAAUGGCCCUUCCAACGGCCAAGAACCAACAUCAAACCCGAGAGCAACCACCUGGAGAUACCUGCCUCCAUAUGUGACAUGGAUAUGGACACCACCUACAGAACGGAUUAUGUCGUCCACGAGGCAUCAAAGAGAGAAAAGAAAAAAGAAUAUGUGUACCGAACAGCAGGAGGCGUUCUGCUGACGGAUACAACAUACAAAGUAGACUUCGCGCCAAAGGUGGCGCUCCGGGCUGAGCCUUUCAAGACAUACAAGGAGUACAGCGCCCCCGUUACUAAGUUCAAGGGCAAGUCCAUAUACCAGAUGUCUUAUCAGCAUUUUGAGCCGGACCUGGCAAAGCAAUGUCGCCCCUCACCCAUCCGUCCAGCUGAAGCCCUCAAGAGCGGAGAGCAUAAAGCAACUCCCGCCUCUACAUUCAGGAACGACUACCAGAAGCAUGAGAAUACAGUGAAGAGAAAACCAAUCAAGCAAGAGGAGAACAACAAACCAUCCACUGAGCCCCUGGAAAGUACCACCAGCUACAAAGAAUUUUACACCAAAAAAGAGCUCCCCACAUAUUCAAGAAAGGUGAUAAACACGAACUGUGUGGUUACCAAGAUGAUGCUUCCAGAGGCCCUCCAACCCAAGACGGAAACCACGGGCGACAGUGGUGACCAAAAUUCCGCACCGGCGGUCGAGUCGGAAACCAAAGAAACCAACGCUGAGUCACCUGUUCAAGGACUGAUGACAACUUUCAUGGCCGACUUUCGGCCUCAUUACAACGUUCGUCGACGCACAAUGUGUAAACCUCCCGAGUCAGAUUAUCACUUUAUAGAUGCUCCUUUUGACGGCAACACGACGGCCGGCAUUGCCUACAAGGUGUGGCCUGUCGCCUUUCCCGAGAAGCCGCAUUGGACUGUGAAGCCUCCCUACAAACGCCCACAGACCUUUAUGCAGACAGAUAGCACAUAUGCGGUCGAUUUCAAACAUCCGGGUAGCAAUCUACCACCGUCCCUGAUUAAAAAUAAGCAUAACCAAGAUAUUAUACGUCAUGUAGCGUCUGGAGAUGCGGGCCAGGAGACCACUUACCAGAACAACUUCAAAGGCAUACCACUGGAGGAGGCCACCAAAUCCUUUCUUUUCAAGCAGGAGUACGAGCCCCCUAAAGAGCGGAUGAUAUGUCAGUCUACACAGCGUGCGCAUUAUACAGGUAACCACUCUGAGCGUGCUAAACUCUGUCGGCAGAUUUCUGAACACCGUACCCUGUUUAAGAAUCAAACUAUGGAGUUCGGCACCACAUACAGAGACACCUACAAGGAUAACAGGCCUAAAAGUUGUCCUGCUAAUGUCAAAUUGUCACUAGAGAGCGUGGAAUCUGAAGGAGAAGAUAGCAGGGAUGGGCAGAAGCCGGAGGAAUGA